UAUUAUUCUAGGGAAUCGCCUUCGGUCACUGAACCAGUCGGAGAGAAGGUUCAAGGACCCGCCAUUUAAGAUAAAGACCAGAUUCUACGAAAUUGAAUGGGAUUGGCCGGCGACGAGGCUUCAAAGCCCACCUCAUAGCCCGAAUGGUCCAUCCAGGAAAUCUUUCAGUGCUCCGAAGGAGGUGGGCGUCAAUAACGUGCGUAGUCCGCUUAAAAGCACCCACACUCAUCAGCUGGAAAUGAGCAAAAUACAAACUACCACCACGUCUGAGAUAGGACGACCACAGAAGCGUGGGAAGUCAUGAAACGCACCUUGGGAUACGUUCGGCUCUGUCAGCCAUAUCGCACGAUCAUAAAAGUGCCCCCGAUCUGGGCCAACUACGAGCCGGAGCAAAGACGUCUUGCCAAACUUGACGCACUCCGGGAACUAUGCGAUGAGCUUCGCCGGGACGCCAGUGUACAGAAUUGGUUCAUUCUGAUACUCGAUGACGAAGGCAGCAUGACAACAGAGUACCUUCGCUACCGCGUCGUAAUCAACAAAAUACAGUUCAUGGCUGCUUCCAUAGCUGUGGAUGUUGACCUGAACGGACACUUGAUGGACGAAAGAGCUCUGAACAUGCAUCUGCGUAUGAUCGAGCGCUGGGUUUCUAAGAACGAGUCGGAAAGAGAGUUUCAGUAUGAGCCGUGCGAUAUCAGGGUCGAGUUUGAUCAGGUUAGGUGGGAUCAGCCGGCUACGAGGAUUGAAAGUCCACCAGAUGUUAAGGGCUUCCUUUCUAGAAACAUUGAAGGGCAUGGCAAGAACGCAACGUCAUCGAAUACCACACUCGGUCGCUCAAGACGAAACGCAGUUGAAAGUCGAGAUAUGUCAGAGGCCCCUUGAGAUCAUUCUAGCGAACAGGCUGGAAGAUUCAAGAUGAUCCCAUGGUAGCGGCACCUCGCUCGUCAGCUCAACCUUUCUCUACUGAUUUCUGGUAAGCUACGUUUCCUGUAGACCCGAAUAAAUAUCAUCAACAGCAC
Mytilinidion resinicola is the source of this 1016-nucleotide messenger RNA. RefSeq lists its product as uncharacterized. NCBI's taxonomy places the organism in Eukaryota, Fungi, Ascomycota, Dothideomycetes, Mytilinidiales, Mytilinidiaceae. The record is from RefSeq and is a predicted model, not a curated record. The coding region runs from base 301 to 879 and encodes 192 amino acids. The transcript is spliced from 3 exons.